Messenger RNA from Cavia porcellus (domestic guinea pig), 2724 nucleotides. It is a transcript of the gene Zdhhc13, whose product is annotated as zinc finger DHHC-type palmitoyltransferase 13. Gene Ontology annotation, molecular function: palmitoyltransferase activity; protein binding. Gene Ontology annotation, cellular component: Golgi membrane. Gene Ontology annotation, biological process: protein palmitoylation. The transcript is spliced from 17 exons. Lineage: Eukaryota; Metazoa; Chordata; Mammalia; Rodentia; Caviidae. The coding region runs from base 99 to 1967 and encodes 622 amino acids. The record is from RefSeq and is a predicted model, not a curated record.
UGAGAGCAGGAAGUGGAAUCCCGACCCGGCGGCGGGUGGCGAGUGUGCUGCGGCAACUACUGUCCAAGGAACUGCCUCAGCUGCGGGCACCCGAGGCGAUGGAGGGGCCAGGGCUGGGCUCGCAGUGCAGGAAUCACAGCCAUGGCCCCCACCCUCCAGGAUUUGGCCGGCCCAGCACCUGUGCCCAUGAAAAUAAAGAGCUUGCCAAGGCAAGAGAAGUUCUUCCUCUUAUAGAGGACUCUAGUAAUUGUGACAUUGUCAAAGCCACCCAAUACGGGAUUUUCGAACGAUGUAAAGAGUUGGUAGAUGCAGGAUAUGAUGUAAGACAACCAGACAAAGAAAAUGUGUCACUUCUUCAUUGGGCUGCUAUUAACAACAGGCUGGAUCUUGUAAAGUUUUAUAUUUCAAAAGGUGCUGUUGUAGAUCAGUUGGGUGGAGAUUUAAAUUCAACUCCUCUUCACUGGGCCAUCCGACAGGGGCAUUUACCUAUGGUCAUAUUGUUACUCCAGCAUGGUGCCGACCCCACUCUCAUCGAUGGAGAGGGAUUCAGCAGCAUUCACCUGGCAGUGUUAUUUCAGCGCAUGCCUAUUAUAGCAUAUCUCAUCUCAAAGGGACAGAGUGUGAAUAUGACAGAUGUAAAUGGGCAGACUCCUCUCAUGUUAUCUGCUAACAAAGUAAUAGGGCCAGAGCCAACUGGAUUUCUUUUAAAGUUUAACCCUUCUCUCAAUGUUGUUGAUAAAAUACACCAAAAUACUCCACUCCACUGGGCGAUUGCAUCAAGAAAUGUUAAUGCAGUUGAUAAACUUUUGGAAGCUGGUUCUAGCUUGGAUAUCCGAAAUGCUAAGGGAGAAACUCCUCUUGAUAUGGCUCUGCACAGCAAGGACCAGCUCAUUACUCACCUGCUAAAAGCGGAAGCCAAGUUGAGAGCCAACCAAAAGUUCAGACUUUGGAGGUGGCUACAGAAAUGUGAGUUCUUCCUGCUGCUGGUACUGACUGUGAUUACCAUGUGGGCUGUUGGAUACAUACUGGACUUCAAUUCAGAUUCUUGGCUUUUAAAAGGAUGUCUUCUAGUAACACUGUUUUUUCUGACAUCUUUGUUUCCAAGGUUCUUGGUCGGAUAUAAGAACCUCAUAUACCUACCCACAGUCUUCCUACUAAGUUCCAUAUUUUGGAUAUUUAUGACUUGGUUCAUACUAUUUUUUCCUGAUACUGCAGGCACCCCUGUCUAUUUCGUUUUCCUUUUCUGCAUAGUAGCCUUUCUCUACUUCUUCUACAAGACUUGGGCAACUGAUCCCGGCUUCAUUAAGGCAUCUGAAGAAGAAAGGAAAGUGAAUAUCGUCACCCUUGCAGAAACUGGCUGUCUGGACUUCAGAACAUUUUGUACAUCAUGUCUUAUAAGAAAGCCAUUAAGGUCACUCCAUUGCCAUGUAUGCAACACUUGUGUGGCUCGAUAUGACCAGCACUGCGUGUGGACUGGACGGUGCAUAGGAUUUGGGAACCAUCACUAUUACAUAUUCUUCCUGUUUUUCCUGUCGGUAAUAUGCGGCUGGAUUAUGUGUGGAUCUUUCACCUAUUGGUCGAAUCAUUGCGCCACAACAUUCAAGGAAGACGGCUUAUGGACCUACCUCAAUCAGAUUGUGGCCUGCUCCCCUUGGGUUUUAUACAUCUUCAUGCUGGCAGCUUUUCAUUUCUCGUGGUCAACGUUUUUAUUAAUGAAUCAACUCUUUCAGAUUGCUUUUCUGGGCCUGACCUCCCAUGAGAGAAUCAGCCUGCUGAAGCAGAGCAGGCAGAUGAAGCAGACCUUGUCCCUCAGGAAGACACCGUACAACCUUGGAUUCACACAGAACCUGGCAGAUUUCUUUCGGUGUAGCUGCUUUGGCUUGGUGAAGCCCUGCGCAGUCGAUUGGACAUCCCAGUACACCAUGGUCUUUCAUCCAGCCAAAGAGAAGGUUCUUCGCUCUGUAUGAAGAAAAGGAUCUCAAAACUGUCAUUCUGAUUUGUUUCUGUUUAUGAUGGUGUCCUGCCAGCUCUGAAAGAGAAAUGAAGUGUACAGUUCAUCUAAGCCCAAAGGAAAACACGGGUGGUUUUAGAGCCAUUUGGUAAAACAAUGAAGGUAUUACUCUUUCAGGCUGAGAAAGAUGAACUAUUCCUGAAUGCUCUUGGCAGACACUGUUUAAAAAAAAUUAUAUUUUUCACAAGAAAAUGCAAACUACUUUUUUUGAAGAUAAUGUUCAUUGCUUAUGGAUAAAAUAUUUUGAGAUACUAUAUUGGCUGUUUCAAAGUAGUACUAUUUGAGCAUGUAAUUUUUGAUAAGUUAUUCAUCAUUAUAUCUAUAAAUAUGUAAAGAAUAUUUAAGUAGGUAUCUGUUUUGCUUUCACAUUUAAUAAAAUUUUCUUUUGUAAUUGAGACUUAGUUUAUGUUUAUAUGACAUAAAGAAAUUUGCAGUCUCAGGAGUGAAUUGAGAUUACUGCUAACCCCAGUAAGCUUUAAUUUAAUUUUCCAUCUUAUUUAGAAAUUGAACAUAGGCAGUCUUAAAGAUUAAUUACUGUGUUUACUUAGUACCAUCAAAAUAUUACACCAGUUUGACUGUAAUUACUAAUUUCUUUAUUCUGGAGGAAACACUGAUUCAACUUUAACUCUUGGUAUAAUAUAGACAUCCCUGGGCAUGUCACCUGCCUGCGGUCCCCAUUACCUUUGAAAUAAAAGCUGUGAUUCACAUCAUGA